GUCGAGACGUGCGACGUCCCCUUGCGUACCCCCGAUUCGAGGCGCAGCCGCUGCUCACACCGGCACAGUGUCAAAAAAUCCGGCGCCGUGCAGCGUCCGAGCUGCAGUUCACGGAAGCCACGGUCGGCAGUGGGUCCGUGGGCUCCCAUGGCGUGAAAGCCCAGCGUGGGUCGCGUCGUGCGAAAUUUGCUGGAGUACCGAAAACGAGCUUCUUCUACAGCCAAGUCUACCAGCUUCUAUGGGACCAAAUCAACGCCACCAAUGAGAAGCUGUGGCGGUUUGCUGUCGCGCCAGGAACGAUGGAGUUCAUGCAGUAUUCCAUCUACGCUGCAUCUGACUUGG
Molecule: messenger RNA, 342 nt
Organism: Symbiodinium sp. CCMP2456
Lineage: Eukaryota; Dinophyceae; Suessiales; Symbiodiniaceae
Source: the annotation of a GenBank genome assembly